This is a messenger RNA of Paracoccidioides brasiliensis Pb18, 384 nucleotides long. RefSeq names its product 26S protease subunit RPT4. The transcript is spliced from 3 exons. Gene Ontology annotation, molecular function: proteasome-activating activity. The record is from RefSeq and is a predicted model, not a curated record. Gene Ontology annotation, cellular component: proteasome regulatory particle, base subcomplex; cytosolic proteasome complex. Gene Ontology annotation, biological process: positive regulation of RNA polymerase II transcription preinitiation complex assembly. Bases 1 to 384 code for a protein of 127 amino acids.
AUGGCUAAGGAAUCGUCCCUCUUGGCAGAACACCUCAUACAGGUAAUUCCAGUCCCUAUGCAUCCUCUAUCUAACUCUCUAGUCGGCGCAGAACUGCCUGUCUUCUUCAUCGAAAUCCCGCUGCCUAAUGAGGUGGGGCGGUUGGAGAUUUUGAAGAUUCAUGCUAGUGGAGUGGCGAUUGAGGGGGAGAUUGACUUUGAGAGUAUUGUGAAGAUGAGUGAUGGGUUGAACGGGGCUGAUUUGAGGAAUGUGGUCACGGAAGCCGGUUUGUUCGCCAUCAAGGACUACCGGGAUACGGUGAACCAGGACGAUUUCAACAAGGCUGUGCGCAAGGUCGCUGAGUCGAAGAAGCUGGAGGGUAAAUUGGAGUACCAGAAACUGUAA